Molecule: messenger RNA, 2587 nt
Organism: Oncorhynchus keta (chum salmon)
Lineage: Eukaryota; Metazoa; Chordata; Actinopteri; Salmoniformes; Salmonidae
Product: hydroperoxide isomerase ALOXE3
Exons: 14
Coding region: 117-2159 (680 amino acids)
Biological process (GO): linoleic acid metabolic process; lipid oxidation
Molecular function (GO): iron ion binding; oxidoreductase activity, acting on single donors with incorporation of molecular oxygen, incorporation of two atoms of oxygen; protein binding
Source: RefSeq, a predicted model, not a curated record
AGAGCAAAAGAGAAACAUAUUCCACCUGCACUUGUCUACAUUCACUAAAGAGUGGUAUAUAUUCUAGUACAUUUUUGGCCUAUCUCAGGUUUGUUUGUUUUUGCCGUUGACUAAGCAUGGCAAUACUAGUACAACACCAGUACAAAAUAUAUCUGAGUACUGGUGACUUUCUGCACUCUUCUACCUCUGACAGUAUAUAUGCCACACUGAUCGGAACGGACGGGACAAGUGAGCGCACAAACUUGGCCAACUGUGUCCUAGAUGUCAUGACUGGAAAGACAGGGACCUACACUGUGACCAACCCCUCGUCUCUGGGGCAACUCCUCCUGGUUAAACUGGAGAAAGAGCAGUACCUGUUCCUGCCAGAAAACAAGUGGUUCUGCUCCAAGGUUGUCGUGACGACACCUGAGCAUGAUGUCAUCUACUUCCCCUGUUACAAAUGGGUGUCCAGAGGGGAGGUUGUGGAGCUGAGAGGAGGAAAAGCCAGGAAGGUUUUUGAGGAUGAGCUCCCUCUACUGGUGCACCAUCGUAAAAAGGAGCUGGAGCAUCACAAGAAACUGUUCCAGUGGAAUGAGUUUGCUGAGGGACUUCCCCACAUUAACAGUGCCAAAGAACUCUCAGCCCUUCCUGCUGAAGUUCUCUUUUCCUUUUCCAAAGAGGUAGAGACCAUCUACACAAGAGAAUCAGGAAUGUUUGAGCUCAAACUGAAGGGUCUUGCAGACUCCACCGAGCAGUGGAAAGACUUGGAUAAGAUGAAAAAAGUAUUCUGGUUCAGAAAGACACCCAUCUCAGAAUAUGUCUCUGAGCACUGGAAGGAGGAUGACUUUUUUGGGUCCCAGUUUCUGAAUGGAACCAACCCCAAUGUGAUCCAGCGCUGCACAACGCUUCCCCCCAACUUCCCUGUCACAGACGAGAUGGUACAGCCCUUCCUGGAGGACGGGAGUUCCCUGGCGACGGAGAUGAAGAAAGGAAACAUAUUUAUUUGCGACUAUAAGAGGCUUGAGGGUGUGCCAACCCGGGUGGUAAACGGUGAACCACUGCCUCUCACUGCUGCUCUCUGCCUGUUCUACAAUAACCCAGAGGACAAUCUGACACCUAUCGCCAUCCAGCUGGAGCAGCAGCCCUCUCAGCAGAACCCCAUAUAUCUGCCUAGCGACUCUGAGCACGACUGGCUGCUAGCCAAGAUGUUUGUGAGGAACGCAGAUUUCAUUGAACACCAGAAUAGCUAUAAUCUGCUGGGCACUCAUUUACUGGCUGAAGCCUUUGCUAUGGCAACCCUCCGGAGCCUUCCUAUCAUGCACCCUCUCCACAAGUUGCUGAUUCCCCACUUCCGUUAUACCUUGCCGGUAAAUACCAUUAGCCGUGAAAUACUUUUUGGACCUGAAGAAGGCUUAACUAAGGACACCACUUUAGGACUGGAGGGGUUGAAGGAACUCUUGAAAAGGGCACACUCAGAAAUCACCUACAGCUCCCUCUGUCUGCCGGAGAACAUUGUUGCACGAGGACUGGAGUCCAUCCCCAACUUCUACUACAGGGAGGACGGCCUGAAGCUGUGGAACAUCAUCAACAGCUUUGUCCAGGGGAUGGUGGAGCACUUCUACUCCUCUGACAGUGAAGUGUCCAGGGACUCUGAGCUUCAGGACUGGAUCCACGAGAUCUUCAUCCAUGGGUUCCUUGGAAACGGAAAGUCAGGAAUCCCUCAACGUUUUGACACAGUGAAGGAAGUCAUCAAAUUCAUCACCAUGGUGAUCUUCACUGUGUCAGCACAACAUUCUGCUGUCAGCAUGGGACAAUUUGACUACUGCAGCUGGGUACCCAACAGCCCCAUAUUUCUAUGCAAAGCUCCUCCCACCACUAAGGGGUGCUCUAGCAUGAGCACCAUUUUUGAGACACUGCCAGAUGUCGGCUCAACAGUGAGGGGAAUGGCUUCCACAUGGCUGCUCAGCAAGAAAUACUCAGACUUUAUCCCCCUUGGCUCAUACCCAAAUCAAUACUUUGACGAGACUGAUGGAUACUUUGACGUGACCAAGCAGAUGAUGAAGCACUUUCAGGCUGAGUUAUCCUACCUCAGUGAGUCAAUCACUGAGAGGAAUUCCAUAUUUACACCACCUUAUAACUACCUGAACCCUGCCGAGAUGGAGAAUAGUGUAUCUAUGUGAGCCGGUUCAUGUUACCAUAAUGACUGAGCAUGCAAAGUUGCUCGCAAGCCCUGUAGUACAGGGCAUAGUAGUGUGUCCAAGGAAUACAGUAUACCCUGCUGCCAAUAACCAGAGUUAUGCAAAUCUGUUACUAAUUAUGAGCAUCAAAGUGAACAUUUUAUGUAACCUUUGGAAAGAUGGAGAAUGUAAAUAUACUCCAUCUCAUCUUCUUUGGUCUCAAUAACCAUGUUUUAUUGCACUUGCUCUCAAGUUAACAGGUGGUAGUGAGCAGCUUUAUGUACUUUUAAUGAUCAAAUAAAUUAAUGUUUGUCUGAUUCACUGAGAAGCUCUAUGGUGCUGAUAAAAAUAUAUCAAAGAGCUAGACAAACACAAGGAAGAUCAUGAAAGGUGUUAUUGAAGAUUCAUUUUAUUAAACAGCAACAAAAUCA